AUGACUCUAUUGGAUAUGGGACCAAAAUCGUAUCCGGGUCAUUCAAAGAAAAGUGGAUACAAAGAUAAGAGUUCGGGUUAUGGGUCUGGUUAUGGAAAUGACUUUGGUGGACUUUGGAUCAAAAUCGUAUCUGGUCAUGCAAAGAAAAGUGAAUAUGAGGAUAAGAGUUUGGGUUACGGGUCUGGUUACGAAAAUGACUUUGAUGGACAUGGGACCAAAACCGUAUCCAGUCAUACAAAGAAAAGUGGAUACAAGGAUAAGAGUUUGGGUUACGGGUUUGGUUAUGGAAAUGAAUCUGGUGGGAAACAUUCAUCAAAUGGGUCAAGUUAUGGGAGAAAGACAGAUUUUCAUGAUUAUGGAUCUAGUGGGUAUAGGAAAAAGAGCAACACGUAUGGGAGUUCUACAAUUGAGAGGCCUAGUUGUGGAAGGUCCGGGGAAGACGACUACAAGAAGAUUAGCUAUGGGAAGCGCGAUAAUGAUGAUGAAGGUUAUGGUCGGAAGAAAUAUGGUUACUCAGACUCUAACAAGGCGAAGAAGAAAAAUCAUCGCAAAAAGCACUCUGAUGAUGAUUGA
Capsicum annuum is the source of this 573-nucleotide messenger RNA. RefSeq lists its product as uncharacterized. NCBI's taxonomy places the organism in Eukaryota, Viridiplantae, Streptophyta, Magnoliopsida, Solanales, Solanaceae. Bases 1 to 573 code for a protein of 190 amino acids. The record is from RefSeq and is a predicted model, not a curated record. The transcript is spliced from 3 exons.